Molecule: messenger RNA, 4713 nt
Organism: Rasamsonia emersonii CBS 393.64
Lineage: Eukaryota; Fungi; Ascomycota; Eurotiomycetes; Eurotiales; Trichocomaceae
Product: 2-alkenal reductase
Exons: 16
Coding region: 1-4713 (1570 amino acids)
Biological process (GO): transmembrane transport
Cellular component (GO): membrane
Molecular function (GO): ATP hydrolysis activity; ABC-type transporter activity; ATP binding
Source: RefSeq, a predicted model, not a curated record
AUGGAAUCGUACAGCGCCUCUUGUGCAGAGACAGACAACACCUUUCGCCUGUACGCGCUCUCCUGUCGGGGUGGCUUUGAUUUCACUCUCCUAUUUGAAGAGACCAUCCUCGCAGUCCUCCCGCUGGCCCUGCUGGUCCUCGUGGUCCCGUUUCGUGUUUUCUACCUUUUCAGGAGGCCCAGAAAGGUUGUACAUAGCGUGUUGCUGCCUCUGAAAAUUGCAACUUACGCUGGGCUGGGCGCCACCCAACUGGCCCUUCUGACGCUCUGGACUCUGCCCUCUUCAGAGAGAACAAGGGCUUCUAUUCCGAUACAAGCAGUGACGCUCGCGGCCACUCUGGUAUUUAGCUUGCUUUCGUACUAUGAGCACACCCGCGCCGUCCGUCCUUCCUUCUUGUUGGACGUCUACCUCUUCUUCACGCUUGUCUUCGAUGUCGCCCGCUCCCGGACGUUGUGGUUGCGCCAAACAGAUGACUACAACAAGACCAUUGCCAUUGUCUUCACAGUGGCCGUGGGGUUGAAGCUGGUGGCCCUGUUGCUGGAGUCGGUGGAGAAGCGAUGGAUCCUUCGUUCGGAGUACAAGGCUUAUCCACCGGAAGCCACAGCGAGUAUAUUCACCAGGAGUUUCUUCUGGUGGUUAAACCCACUUCUUGCAAGAGGCUUCUCGAAGCUGCUCUCGGUGGACGACCUUUUUUUCCUCGACAAGCAGCUCCUGUCUGAACGAGUUCAUUCAAGAAUGGAGGCUGCAUGGGCCAAAGGUUCUGACCCAUCAUUAGUGACGCAGAAAGGGCCCAAUUCCCUGUUCCUUGUCUCACUAAAAACGCUGAAGUGGCCCCUUUUAGCCGUCAUUCCUCCACGAGCCUGUCUGAUCGGGCUGAACUUCUGCCAACCUCUCCUGAUGAACAGAGCAGUUAUCCUUUCCGUGGAUGAUGUCACGCCCUGGACAACACAUGUCGGUUAUGGGUUGAUCGGUGCCUAUAUCAUUGUCUACGUGGGCUCGGCGAUCACAAUGGGUCAAUAUCAGCAUCUGACAUACCGAGCUGUUACUAUGGUUCGAGGAGGACUUGUUUCCAUGCUCACCCGCAAGACAACGCACUUAAGUGCGCGUGAUAUUGAUCCGGCGGCGUCACUGACCCUAAUGAGCGCCGACAUUGAGCAGAUUGUUCAAGGCUGGCAGACUAUGCAUGAGAUUUGGGCCAAUUUGGCCGAAAUCGCUGUAGGAAUCGUCCUCCUCGAGGGACAGCUCGGUGUCUCUUGCGUCGUUCCAAUCGGUGUGUCAUUGGUUUCGCUUGUUGGGUCGAUCAUCGUGUUAGGGUUUGUAGUCUCCCGCCAGUCGCUCUGGCUGGAAGCCAUCGAAAGGCGCAUCUCCUCAACGACCGCCAUGCUUGGCUCGAUGAAAGGUAUCAAAAUGACAGGCUUAAAAGACAUACUGUUAAAGAGCCUGCACGGUCUUCGGAUUGAGGAGUUGACUAUCUCCAAAAGGUUCAGGCGCAUCUUAAUAUGGAAUAUGGCUUUCGGAUAUUUGACGCAGAUCUUUGCUCCGAUCAUCACAUUUGCCGCUUUUGUGGCCAUUUCUCACAACAGAGGCGACAACGUCGCGCUCGACACGGCGCGAGUAUACACCUCGCUGUCGAUCUUUGCGCUAUUGACAGAGCCACUAGCGUCCCUUGUCAUGUCUCUGUCGGCGUUCAUGGGGUCUGUCGGCUGCUUCAAUCGUAUCCAAACGUUUCUAGAUAAAGAUGUUCUUGUUGAUAACAGGGCGAUGUCUUCGUUAGGAGGGUCGGAGGAAUCGCUUCUGAAAAACGAGACGAAAAGUGAGAUGGGCCUGAAUAUGUCCGAAAAGUCCAGCAUCAUAACUAGCGAUGCUGAAAUCCUGAAGCAAUCGACGCUGAAGAAGUCGAACGAUCUACGGUCGAGUGAUGCCAUUACAGUCUACCAAGCCGAUUUUGGAUGGGAUCGCGAGAAGACACCCCUUUUGAAAUCCAUCACCGUGACGGUACCGGAAAGUAGAUUGACCAUGAUCGUCGGUCCUGUUGGCUGCGGCAAAUCCACCCUGCUGAAGGCAAUCCUGGGUGAAGUGCCCUGCAUGGCAGGCUCGGUGCACCUGUCGUCCGAUCGCGUCGCAUUCUGCGAUCAGACCCCAUGGCACAUGAAUGAAACCAUCCGAAAUAGUAUAGUCACCACUAGCGACUUCGAUGAGCAAUGGUACGCCACUGUCAUCCAUGCGUGUGCCCUGGAGGAAGAUCUUCGUCAGCUUCCUCGCGGAGAUCAGACAAUGAUCGGGAGCAAAGGUGUCGCACUCAGCACGGGACAGAGUCAACGAGUGGCAUUGGCUAGGGCCGUGUACGCUAAAAAGGAGAUUAUCAUUCUUGACGAUCCAUUCAGUGGACUCGACACGUCUACAGAGAAUCAUAUAUUCCAUAGCCUGAUCGGCAAAUCCGGUAUCUGGCGUCGUUUUAACUCGACAGUGCUUAUCGCCUCCUCGUCUGCCAAACGCCUCCCUUACGCCGAUCACAUUGUCGUCCUAAACGCAGAAGGCAGGAUCGCGGAACAAGGGAACUUUCACGUCCUCUCUGCGACUGGGGGCUAUGUAUCCAGCUUCAACCUGCCGCGCCCGGACUGGGAUUAUUGCGUGGAGGAGUCGACAUUGAAAACGGUGCCCAAGCCCACUGCAGAUCAGAAUACGAUCCAGACGAGUGAGGAUUUCGAGGCAGAGGCCAACAGGCAGACUGGCGAUUUUUCGAUAUACCGCUAUUACCUGGGGUCCGUCGGAUGGCUCCCUAUUAUGAUUUUUGUGGUGUGCAUCUCGUCUUUCAUCUUUUGCAUUUCGUUCCCAAGCAUCUGGUUGAAGUGGUGGGCUGCAUCCAACGUGCAGUAUCCAUACGAGCAAACGAACUACUAUCUAGGGAUAUAUGUUAUGCUAGGCGUGCUUGCACUGAUCUCCCUGAUCAUCAGCUGCUGCGCUCCGACUACUUUCUUUUCCACCACCGAUACUGGUGUGACACUCAACAGGUUUAGCCAGGAUCUCCAACUGAUCGAUAUGGAUCUGCCGGUUGCCGCGCUUAACACCUUUGCAAAAACUAACGAAUCGUUCUUGGCCACAGCUUUUGUCCUUUGCAUUGCGCAAACGACCCUGAUUGGCGUCGCGUCACCGUACACCGCUAUCUCAUUCCCAUUCGUGAUAAUCGCGCUCUACUUUAUUCAGAAAUUCUAUCUGCGCACUUCCCGCCAACUCCGGUUCAUGGACCUCGAGGCCAAAGCGCCGCUAUACUCCCAGUUUACGGAAUGCCUCAGCGGUCUAGUGACGAUCCGGGCAUUUGGAUGGCAAAAGGCCAUGGAGGAGAAGAGUCGCAAACUGCUCGACCGUUCCCAGCGACCUUUCUACCUGCUCUUUGCCGUCCAGCGCUGGUUGACGCUCGUUCUGGACCUGGUGGUCGCUGCCAUCGCGACCAUCCUGAUCAUCCUCGUGGUCAAACUGCGCGGAACCAUCAGUGCAGGCUACGUGGGCGUUGCCCUUCUGAAUAUCAUCCAAUUCAGCCAGAGCAUCAAGAUGCUCAUCACAUUUUGGACGAAUCUUGAAACGCACAUUGGGGCGAUUGCGCGUGUCAAGGUGUUCAAUGAGAGCGUUCAGUCUGAAGAUCUGCCGUCUGAAAACAACCCUGUUCCGCCCUCGUGGCCGUCUCAGGGAGCAAUCGAGUUCAAGUCUGUGUCUGCUGGAUAUAGGGCUUCCGAACCUGUCGUGCAAGAUAUCACGCUGUCGAUUCAGAGCGGUGAGAAGAUUGGAAUCUGUGGACGGACAGGAAGUGGCAAGAGCUCUUUAAUCCUGACCAUCUUCCGCAUGAUCGAGCUCUCCUCCGGAUGCAUCACCAUCGACGGCGUGGAUCUGUCGACGAUCCCUCGCCAGGAGAUCCGAUCACGGAUCACCGGAGUCGCGCAAGAUCCGUUCCUGAUCAAGGGCAGUGUACGGCUGAAUGCGGACCCGGGCAGCUCUUGCACGGACGAGGCGAUCCGCGACGCGCUGAAGAGCGUGCAGUUGCUGCCUGUCAUCGAAGAGAAGGGCGGGUUGGACGUCGACAUUGAAGAGCUGCAUCUCUCGCACGGGCAGAAACAGCUCUUCUGCCUGGCACGCGCGAUGCUCCGGCCGAGCACGAUUCUCGUCCUGGACGAAGCUACCAGCAACGUCGACAGCAAAACCGACGAGAUCAUGCAGCGCGUCAUCCGGGAGAAAUUCUCCAACCACACGAUACUCGCCGUAGCGCACAAGCUGGACACGAUCCUGGACUUCGACAAGGUCGCCAUGCUGGAAGGCGGCCGACUGAUCGAGUUCGACGACCCGUACACGCUGCUCUCGAGCGACUCGGCUUUCAACAGGCUGUACACGCAUGCGGUUGCGGAGGAAGAGGAAGAAGAAGAGUCCGAAGAGGCGAGUCGGUUGUUGGAUCGCGUGGAGAUUGUGUCUGUGUCUGCUACGCCGGUGCUGGCGCCUGUUGGGGAGGGGGAUGAGGAUGAGAAGUGUAGUGUAUGUACAGUACUGUACGUGGAUCAAUUAUUACUUGAUCUCACUUAUUAUUACUCUUUUCCAUUCCACCUACAUGUAUAUAUGUACAUUCCUGUACGCUUCUACUAUAUACAACAGGACAGUACAGUAAGUACUAACUACGACUUCUUGGUUAAUACUGAAAAGAUCAUUAUUCAAAUUCACCCACUCAUGUAA